AUGUCGCCUCGUUUUAAAUCUGGAAUUUCUGAAAAUCAUUUAAAUAAUUUUAUUUCCAAUUCUCAUUUAGUGACCUCCAUUGUGAAAUUUCACGUUCAUUAUCAAAUGGAAAAAUUUAUGAAAAAUCCAAAAUUACUCGAUCAUUUACUGACCGACGACGAUCUUUACAUUACGAAAAAAUAUAUGCCCGUUCACGAAACAUGGGAAAGACGAACCUUGUCUUCCCAUGCGAAUGUAGGAACGUGGUAUUAUGGAUUACCCGCAGAUACGCGAAAAAAAUACGAGGUCAGCAUUAUGUACGGACCCAUACGGUGGAAGGUUCAUCGAAUACGAAUUUUUAACGGGAAGAUUUCCAAAAAAUGUAACGGAAGAUCAUAA
Paramuricea clavata is the source of this 378-nucleotide messenger RNA. The record is from the annotation of a GenBank genome assembly. NCBI's taxonomy places the organism in Eukaryota, Metazoa, Cnidaria, Anthozoa, Malacalcyonacea, Plexauridae.